Cuscuta campestris is the source of this 923-nucleotide messenger RNA. Lineage: Eukaryota; Viridiplantae; Streptophyta; Magnoliopsida; Solanales; Convolvulaceae. The record is from the annotation of a GenBank genome assembly.
ACUAAAUUUUUGGCUAAACCCCUAAGGGGCUUGCACCUCCUAUAACGAAGUCGAGCCUAAAGGGAGGGUCAUACUUGGAUGCAAACUUGAUUAUUGUUCAAUCACAAAACAAAGGGCUUGCAUCUCAUAUGACGAGGUCAAGCCUAAAGAAGAGAUAUGUCUGGAUGCUCUUACCGGAUGCAAACUUGAUUAUUGACUAUGUCCUCUCACGAGCCGCUCGGACGAAAAUGCAGAUCUUCGUGAAGACCCUGACGGGGAAGACGAUCACCCUCGAGGUGGAAUCGUCGGACACGAUCGACAAUGUGAAGGCGAAGAUCCAGGACAAGGAGGGGAUCCCGCCGGACCAGCAGCGCCUGAUCUUCGCCGGGAAGCAGCUGGAGGACGGCCGAACCCUAGCCGAUUACAACAUCCAGAAGGAGUCCACGCUCCACCUCGUCCUCCGCCUCCGCGGCGGCGCGAAGAAGCGGAAGAAGAAGACGUACACGAAGCCGAAGAAGCUGAAGCACAAGCACAAGAAGGUGAAGCUCGCCGUCCUGCAGUACUACAGGGUGGACGAGUCCGGAAAGGUCCAGAGGCUUCGCAAGGAGUGCCCCAACGCCGAGUGCGGCGCCGGAACCUUCAUGGCCAACCACUUCGACCGCCACUACUGCGGCAAGUGUGGCCUCACCUAUGUCUACCAGACCGGCGGUGAUUAAUUAACCCUUUUCUCUCCUCUUUUUUUUCAUUAAACCUUUGAUUUUGCUAUCAUUAUCACUCUUGGAUCCUUAAAGCAAUCAUUUUUCCUAUGGUCUUGCAGCUUAUAUGUCAUCUAUUGCUCUCUAGUUAUAUGCAUAAAUGCCAUUCUCUUCACUGUUUGUGUGUUUAGAACAAAAGUGUUUUUGAGAGUUCAAACAAUGUUAUUGGGAUAAAAAUUGAAUGUAUUU